UCAUUUUUGCACUUGGCAAUGGAAGCUCGAGGGGAGUCAGGAGUUCAAGGUCAUCCUUCACGUCAAGCCCCAAACCCACAUGCUUUGCGGAAGCAUGCAUGAGGUCCUACCCUCAACCCCGAGCACAGAACGUAACAUAUGCAGAAAAAAAUUUGUUUGUUUGUUUGUUUUUCGAGACAGCCCUGGCUAUCCUGGAACUCCCUCGGUAGGCUAGGCCGGCCUCGAACUCACAGAGAUCCGCCUGCCUGUGGCUCCCGGGUGCUGGGAUGAAAGGCGUGAGCCACCAACACCUGGCCAAAGCUAUCGGAAGACUGUGUGAAAAAUGUGAUGGCAAAUGUGUGAUUUGUGAUUCCUAUGUGCGACCAUGCACCCUGGUUCGUAUAUGUGAUGAGUGUAACUAUGGGUCUUACCAGGGCCGGUGUGUGAUCUGUGGAGGUCCCGGAGUCUCCGAUGCCUACUAUUGUAAAGAGUGCACCAUUCAGGAGAAGGAUAGAGACGGUUGCCCAAAGAUUGUCAAUUUGGGGAGCUCUAAAACAGACCUGUUCUAUGAACGAAAAAAAUACGGCUUCAAGAAGAGGUGAUGGGUGGGCGGCUCCUUCCUCCCACAUCAAGCUGUUGCAGCUGCCAGAAAAGACACCUACUACCACCAGCAGAAAGAUCGGAGCCCAACGUGUCACCAGAACAGCCUACUAGAGCUAGUGUCCUGACCCCCUGACCCCUGCCUUUCCUCACCAUGCUGGUGGGGGUGGAAGAGGGGUCUUGACAGAGCGCUCUAGCAGACUGAAGAAAAAUUGCUAGGUUAGUUUGUAGUUUGUUUUGUUCUAGUUGGAGAAGCAAGGCUCUGCUCUCUACUUUGAUAGAUCCUCGCCACACCAAAAGCUUCAAAACAAGUCUUCUGUCUGCGACCUUGACAACGAAGCCACUGCAGGCAAAGCCUUUCAGCAGCUGUGAUGGCGGUGGUCUUCUGUGACCCUCAGUGUGGCCAGGAGCCAUCAGAACAGUAAUGUGAUGUAACACUUCCCGGGUGGCGCUGGCUUCAUGUUUUUUUCCUUCUUAGAAAUUGGAAGUUUCUGUUGUUCUAAUAAAGUUGGUGUGUAUUUUCUGGUA
This is a messenger RNA of Peromyscus californicus insignis, 1107 nucleotides long. RefSeq names its product PHD finger protein 5A (gene Phf5a). Gene Ontology annotation, biological process: mRNA splicing, via spliceosome. The record is from RefSeq and is a predicted model, not a curated record. Gene Ontology annotation, cellular component: U2 snRNP; precatalytic spliceosome; U12-type spliceosomal complex. NCBI's taxonomy places the organism in Eukaryota, Metazoa, Chordata, Mammalia, Rodentia, Cricetidae. The transcript is spliced from 4 exons. The coding region runs from base 267 to 581 and encodes 104 amino acids.